GCCGUAUUGCACACUUCCACUUCCCUUUCCUCCCAGCAAACAUGGCGGAAUAUGACUUGACCACCAGAAUUGCUCACUUUUUAGACCGUCACCUCGUCUUUCCUCUGCUGGAGUUCCUGUCUGUCAAAGAGAUCUACAAUGAACAGGAGCUGCUUCAUGGGAAACUGGACCUUCUCAGUGACACCAACAUGGUGGACUUUGCCAUGGAUGUGUACAAAAACCUGUUUCCUGACAAGGAAAUUCCUCAUACUCUAAGGGAGAAGAGGACAGAAGUUGUGGCUCAGCUGAAGCAGCUGCAGUCAGAAACGGAGCCCAUUGUGAAGAUGUUUGAGGAUCCAGAGACGACCAAGCAGAUGCAGUCAACCAGAGAUGGACGCAUGCUUUUUGACUAUUUGGCGGACAAGCACAAUUUUCGUCAGGAGUAUCUGGACACACUGUACCGAUACGCCAAGUUCCAGUAUGAGUGUGGAAACUACUCUGGUGCAGCAGAAUACCUGUACUUCUUCAGAGUUUUGGUCCCAUCCACAGACAAGAACGCCCUGAAUUCGCUGUGGGGCAAGCUGGCCUCAGAGAUCCUGAUGCAGAACUGGGAGGCAGCCAUGGAGGACCUAACCCGCCUGAGAGAGACUAUUGAUAACAACUCUGUGAGCUCCCCUCUCCAGUCUCUCCAGCAGAGGACAUGGCUCAUUCACUGGUCUCUCUUCGUCUUCUUCAACCACCCCAAAGGGAGAGACAACAUCAUCGAGCUCUUUCUCUAUCAACCCCAAUAUCUCAAUGCUAUCCAGACAAUGUGCCCCCACAUCUUGCGUUACCUAACCACAGCGGUCAUCACAAACAAGGAUGUGCGUAAGCGCCGGCAGGUUCUGAAGGAUUUAGUGAAGGUCAUACAGCAGGAGUCUUACACCUACAAAGAUCCAAUCACUGAGUUUGUGGAGUGUCUGUACGUGAAUUUUGACUUUGACAGUGCCCAGAAGAAGCUCAGAGAAUGCGAGUCGGUUCUUGUGAACGACUUCUUCUUGGUUGCCUGCCUGGAGGACUUCAUUGAAAAUGCCCGACUCUUCAUCUUUGAGACCUUCUGCAGAAUUCACCAGUGCAUCAGCAUCAACAUGCUGGCAGACAAACUGAACAUGACUCCCGAGGAAGCAGAGAGAUGGAUCGUCAACCUCAUCCGCAACGCCAGGCUGGACGCCAAGAUUGACUCCAAACUGGGCCAUGUUGUCAUGGGAAACAACGCCACAUCCCCGUACCAGCAGGUGAUUGAGAAGACCAAGAGCCUCUCCUUCCGCAGCCAAAUGUUGGCCAUGAACAUUGAGAAAAAGCAGGCCUACAGCAGCAGGAACGAGACACCGAACUGGGCAGGUCAGGAGUCUGGAUUUUAGCCUCCACGGAGAUGAGUCACCAUGGCUGAGUCGCAUCUUCUCUCCAAGCGUGUCUGUUAAGCAGCAAAAUCUCCUUUUACAGUUGGUUUAAAUUCAAUAAAAGUGACCGACACAACCAUUUUCA
Oryzias latipes (Japanese medaka) is the source of this 1503-nucleotide messenger RNA. RefSeq names its product eukaryotic translation initiation factor 3, subunit E, a (gene eif3ea). Gene Ontology annotation, molecular function: translation initiation factor activity. Lineage: Eukaryota; Metazoa; Chordata; Actinopteri; Beloniformes; Adrianichthyidae. The record is from RefSeq and is a predicted model, not a curated record. Gene Ontology annotation, cellular component: eukaryotic translation initiation factor 3 complex; cytoplasm.